This is a messenger RNA of Hordeum vulgare subsp. vulgare (domesticated barley), 1217 nucleotides long. Its product is annotated as acidic endochitinase-like. The transcript has a single exon. Lineage: Eukaryota; Viridiplantae; Streptophyta; Magnoliopsida; Poales; Poaceae. Gene Ontology annotation, biological process: carbohydrate metabolic process. Gene Ontology annotation, molecular function: chitinase activity. Gene Ontology annotation, cellular component: extracellular region. The record is from RefSeq and is a predicted model, not a curated record. The coding region runs from base 117 to 1073 and encodes 318 amino acids.
ACUCGCCACUCACUCAUGCCCGGCGGCGCGGCAGAACAGUCGCAAACUCUGAGACCUCCCUGGAUUCACCUACAUAUAGUCACAGAGACCAAGCGCCUUCGUCCGCACAGUCCUUCAUGUUCGGCUAUCAUCGGCACCGCCAAGAAAUCAAGAUGGCGAGCGACCUGUUUCUGGCGGCGCUGCUAAUUUCCGUGGCGUCAUUGGCCGGACUGGCCGCCGGAGCGCGCGCAGGCGGCAUCGCGAUCUACUGGGGCCAGAACGGCAACGAAGGCACGCUGGCCCAGACCUGCGCCAGCGGCAACUACAAGUUCGUCAACGUGGCCUUCCUGUACACCUUCGGCAAGGGCCAGGCGCCGCUGCUGAACCUGGCCGGCCACUGCGACCCGGCGACCAGCGGAUCGUGCACCUUCGUGGGCGCUGACGUCAGGUCCUGCCAGCGCCUCGGCAUCAAGGUCCUGCUCUCCAUCGGCGGCGGCGUCGGCAGCUACGGCCUCUCGUCCCGCGCGGACGCUAGGCUGGUCGCGAGGUACCUCUGGGAGAACUACCUCGGCGGCACGUCGGCAUCGAGGCCCCUCGGGGACGCCGUCCUCGACGGCGUCGACUUCGACAUCGAGAGCGGCGGGAGCGCGCACUGGGACGACCUGGCGCGGGAGCUCAAGAAGUACUCGGGGAAGGGGCGCGAGCACAAGAAAGUGUACCUAGCGGCGGCGCCGCAGUGCCCGUUCCCGGACGCGUCGCUCGGCGGGCUCGGCGGCGCGCUCGGCACGGGCCUGUUCGACUACGUGUGGGUGCAGUUCUAUAACAACCCGCCGUGCCAGUACACCACGGACAGCGGGGUGGGCAACCUGGCGCGCGCGUGGGAGCAGUGGACGGCGAUACCGGCGAGGCAGGUGUUCCUGGGGCUCCCGGCGGCGCUCGAGGCCGCCGGCACCGGGUUCGUGGAGACGACAGACCUGGUGUCCAAGGUGCUGCCGGUGGUGAAGAAGUCGAAGAAGUACGGUGGCAUCAUGCUGUGGUCGAGGUUCUACGACGGGAAGACCGGGUACAGCGACAAGGUCAAGCCCAGCCUGUGAGCUGGUAUUAACUGCUAAGCUCCGGUCAGGGAUAGUAUUGACCACGUACCAAUAACAUAUCUCGAAGCCUGAUAGUAUUGAGCAAAGAUAAUAACAGGACGAAAUGUAUAAUUGUAUUCAUCGCGCUCGUUAAAAACUUGUUUG